AUGGAUAAAUAUGCGAGGAAUUAUUUAGCCGAAGGGAUCAAAAAUAAAGAUGAUAUUAUCGUUACGCCGGAAUCGGAAAUUUAUAAAAGUCUCAAUCAACAUUAUAAUCGUAAUAAUCAUAUUCAGCCACCGGAACGAUUAUCAUUGGUAAUACAAGAAACGCUACGUGAAUUUUUCUGUGCUGUACAAAGUGGACGUGAUGCAGAACCAUCCUGGAAGAAAACAAUUUAUAAAGUCAUUAAUCGAAUGGAUGAUCCAAUUCCGGAAUAUUUUAAAGAUCCUAAUUUUCUAGAACGUUUAGAAGGUUAA
This is a messenger RNA of Acanthocheilonema viteae, 309 nucleotides long. NCBI's taxonomy places the organism in Eukaryota, Metazoa, Nematoda, Chromadorea, Rhabditida, Onchocercidae. The record is from the annotation of a GenBank genome assembly.